Messenger RNA from Penicillium brevicompactum, 4743 nucleotides. RefSeq lists its product as uncharacterized. Gene Ontology annotation, molecular function: ATP binding; nucleic acid binding. The coding region runs from base 1 to 4743 and encodes 1580 amino acids. Lineage: Eukaryota; Fungi; Ascomycota; Eurotiomycetes; Eurotiales; Aspergillaceae. The transcript has 10 exons. The record is from RefSeq and is a predicted model, not a curated record.
AUGAAAAGAAACAAUCAGAAUCAUAGCUUUAAACCUUUUCAAUUACCUUCAGAACGUUCCAAAACCUCUGACCAUUCCUCUCCUUCAAGUAGCAGAGCUGGUGUCAUUGAUCAGAGACUUGUCGAGGGCUCCCAACAGCCACGCUAUAGUCCAUCACCCCCGAAGCUACCCAAAAGGCUUCUAUCCCUUCAUCAUCAUGAAGAUUAUGAAGACAGUUUAGAUGCUUUCGACUUGGAGUUGCUUGCUUCCGAAGACAAAGAAGAUACCAUCAGAGAUUCAGGGCUUGGGCUGUCCAGAUCAACUCCAAAUCAGACAUCCCAUCAGCCGAGUCUCCAGCCCUCGCAGUUCUCUCGUUUCUUUGAUUCUAGCUCGAGCAUCACGCCUUACCGUGGUAAUGGAUCCAGCUCUUCAGAUCCUAUCUUGGGACUUGGAUCUAGCCCCCUGGCUUUGUUCCGCUCGAAACCCAAGCAUCCCCCAGUGGGACAACCUGGCCUCGAGACCAACCGUGAACUACAACGGGGGGACCAAUCUCCGCCGCAGAAGCCGCCUCCAGCAAACCAAGCCAUAAUUACCGCGAAGGGAACUCAAAGACACUUCAGCAACGUGCCACUAUCGAUACGAGGCAUUGUGCUUGUAUCAGUGAGCGACCUACCCGAGGCGUACCGCGCAAUGUUCUCCUUCCCACUCUUCAAUGCCAUUCAAUCUAAAUCUUUCCACUCCGUCUACAACAGCGACGACAACAUAGUCAUUUCUGCACCAACGGGAAGCGGCAAGACAGUCAUAAUGGAACUGGCGAUUUGCAGACUUCUCAACAUCCUCAAAAACGAACGUUUCAAAGUCGUCUACCAAGCACCCACCAAAUCCCUUUGCAGUGAACGCUUUCGAGACUGGCAUUCCAAGUUCUCGAAGUUGAAUCUCAAAUGUGCCGAGCUGACAGGAGACACGGAUCACAUGCAGCUGCGCAGUGUGCAAAGCAGCCAGAUAAUUAUCACGACACCAGAGAAAUGGGACAGCAUGACUCGCAAAUGGAGAGAUCAUAUGAAGCUGAUGCAGUUGGUCAAACUGUUUCUCAUUGACGAGGUCCAUAUCCUGAAAGAGACGCGUGGUGCAACUCUCGAGGCUGUGGUAUCUCGCAUGAAAAACAUCGGAUCGAACGUGCGAUUCCUAGCCUUGAGCGCUACUGUUCCUAACUCCGAAGACAUUGCGACUUGGCUCGGCAAGGACGCGACGAAUCAGCAUGUCCCUGCACACCGUGAACAUUUCGGUGAAGAGUUUCGUCCCGUGAUAUUGAAGAAGGUGGUAUAUGGCUAUCCGUCCAGCUCCAACGACUUUGCAUUUGAUAAAGUCUGUGGGUCAAAAUUGUCGGAGGUCAUCGAACAGCAUUCAGCACAGAAGCCCAUCAUGAUCUUCUGUUGUACUCGAAACUCAGCUCUCGUGACAGCCAAAGACCUGGCUCGUAUUUGGAGUUUGACUAAUCCUCCAGCUAGGCUUUGGAAAGGACCUCAGAGGCGGCUCGAAGCAACGAAUGAGGACCUCAAAACAACGCUGGCUGCUGGUGUGGCAUUCCACCACGCAGGUUUAGGGUCCGAAGACCGCCACACUGUCGAAACGGGGUACAAAGAUGGAAACAUCAAUGUGAUUUGCUGCACCUCGACGCUUGCUGUUGGUGUCAACCUACCCUGUCACCUCGUGAUCAUCAAAAACACCGUCGGCUGGCAAGACGGCAGGUGCAAAGAAUACUCCGAUUUGGAGAUGAUGCAAAUGCUCGGCCGGGCAGGGAGACCACAAUUUGAUGACAUUGCCACAACGGUUAUCCUCACAAAGAAAGACCGCGUCGCACAUUACGAGAAAUUGAUUCAAGGCUCCGAAAGCCUGGAAAGCUGCCUCCAUCUCAAUUUGAUUGAUCAUCUCAAUGCAGAGAUUGGGCUCGGCAAUAUCGGCGAUAUCGAGUCAGCUGUCAAAUGGCUUGCUGGGACGUUCUUGUUUGUGCGACUUCGUCGGAAUCCCACGCACUACAAUCUCAAGGAGGGCGCAAACCACGAAGACGAAGAUGAUCUGCUGCGACAGAUCUGUGAGAAAGACAUCAAGCUACUCCGAGAGUGUGAGCUUGUAGAGACGGAGUCUCUUUCCUUGACUCAAUUUGGCGAGGCGAUGGCUCGAUACUAUAUUAAAUUCGAGACGAUGAAAGUCCUGCUAUCACUGCAAGCAAGAGCGACACUCUCUGAGAUCCUCAACAUAAUUUCUCGAGCCUCAGAAUUCCAUGAAAUUCGACUCAAAGCCAACGAGAAGUCCCUCUACCGAGAGAUCAAUCGAGAUGCUGGCAUUCGCUUCCCGAUCAAAGUUGAUCUAGCCUUGCCUGCCCAUAAAGUAUCUCUCUUGAUUCAAUCAGAAUUAGGAGGCAUCGACUUUCCCGCUACCGAGGGACUUCAAAAGCACAAGUUCACUUUCUAUCAAGACAAAGGACUUGUCUUUGGACACGUCAAUCGUCUAAUCAGAUGCUUGAUCGACUGCCAGAUCGCUCGCAAUGACUCGCCCAGUGUCCGCAACGCAUUAGAACUAGCUCGCAGUCUCGGUGCGAGGGUUUGGGAUCACUCACCUUUGCAGAUGAAGCAGAUUGAGCAAAUCGGUGUUGUUGCGGUACGCAAGCUCGCUGGUGCUGGGAUUACAAGCAUCGAGACUCUCGAAAGCACGGAGGCGCAUGAGAUUGAGGUGGUUCUCAGCAGAAACCCGCCUUUUGGAUCGAAGUUGCUCGCGCGACUCAGAGAAUUUCCGAAGCUUUGGGUUGCUGUGAAGUUGAUUAAAAAGGAUGUCAAAAUCAAUAGUGUCAAAAUUCGCUUUGAGGUUGAGCUUGCGUUUAUGAACGACAAGACUCCGGCAUUAUUCCAACGCAAACCUGUUCAUGUGUGCUGUUUGACCGAGAGGUCAGAUGGUAAUAUGAUUGAUUUCAGACGCAUGAAUGCAAACAGGAUCCAAGAUCGUCUGAAGAUUGAGCUUAGCACACCGCUGACGAGCCCGGACCAGUCAGUCAAGUGUCAUGUAAUGUGCGACGAGAUUGCUGGGACUUCCCGACAAGCUGAGCUCCAGCUUGAUCUACCCGCCCACAUCUUUGCGACAGUCCAAAAGAGGAACCCAUAUUCUCACGAUGCAGCGAGACGAGUGAAUGAUAUCCAAGAUUCUACUAUUGACAACACUCAGAAUCCGUCGACGAAACAUACGCAACCAGCUCAUGGAUUUACUGCCAUCAACAAAUCGAAGACAACGGAAGUCACUCAUCAAAGCAGUUUGAACAAAUCUCAUGCCAAUCCCAAACGUCGCCGAGACCUGGACGAUUUUGACGGCGAUGACUUGGAACUUGACGACUUCCUGACUGUUCACGAUCGUCGCGAUCAGGCAAGGCAGGCAAAACAGUCUUCCAUUCACCAAGCAUUACAACUGGAUGAUGCGGACUGGCUCUCGAUUGCUACAACCACUCCAAGUCCACCAAAGCCAGCACACAAAACUGGUGCAUCUCGGGAAGACGAUUGGGCUGCCGAACUUGGCGAACAAGAGGACGAGGAAUAUGACCCGAUCAGACUUCUCAAUGGAAAAUGGGCUUGCAAUCACAAAUGCAAGGACAAGACCAGUUGCAAACAUUUCUGUUGCCGGGAAGGUUUGGAUAAGCCACCCCCGAAGCCCAGAAAGCGGGCGGCGUCCAUUACCCAAAAGGAGGUCGGCCAGCUAACUUUCCCAACCAAUAAGAUCAAAUCAAAAUCAGAUAGCUCUGUCAUUAAUUUCAAUACAGGAGGUGCUUCUACAAAGCAUUCAAAAAGCGACCCUCAAAAUCUUUUCAGCACCGCGAAGCCGAAGAGAUCAACACCACAGUUGAAGAAAAAGCCCUCGAUCCGAGGAAGACCCGCACUUGAAGAGAAAGACAAAAACAUUCUGACGGUCAAGAAAAAUCAAGAUACAACGAUGAAGCCCGCAUCCAGUGAUUACGGCGACGAAAGUUUCGACGAUCUGCCGUCUCCAUCGCAACUUCUGGGAAGUGCCACUAAAAGGCUCGUGAAAGUGGAGGCUUCGAUGAGCGAAGUUCAGGGAAAUAUGGCUGGACCCACUGUUACUGACAUCAAAGCCGAACCCCAGGGAAGUACUGGUCUAUUGAAUGAAAGCAAGGAGCUCCAUGGAAGCAAACAGAGCAGGCCAACGACUCCCCAGGAACGCGAGAUUAUUGUGAUCCCAGAUGACACACCCCCACAGACCCCAGAGAAUUUGAUGCCAAAGCUUGAAUCAGUGGCCUUCGAUAAAAGCCCAUCCGAAGUUUCAGAAGGGUCACAAUCCAACCAUCUGAAACGGAAGGCAACAGAGGAUGAGACUCAAGAUACCCGACGUCCCAAACGCAACCCAUUUCUUCCUCCUUUCAAAAUCCCAUCUUUCAUGAUCCCAGAUAGUACACCACCACAGAAUACGGAGAGCUUGACGGAAGAUGUCGAACCUCCCGAGCGAAACCCCUUUCUUCCUCCUUUCGAGAUCCCGUCUUUCAUGAUCCCCCAGUCAAGGGAACCAUCCCAGGAACUAUCGAUUGACCCCGAGAAACCCAAAGUGGAAAUCAAAAAUGGUGUGACGCCCGAGCCGCCAGUGCCAGUCGAGGCGCGGUGGGAGCCCGAAAUCCCCGUGCCUCGCACAUGGCUUGACUUGAAUGAACACUGGCGCCUUGAGGAUAUGGAUAUCGUUGCGGAUUUCAAAAACAUUGUUGAUUUUAUUUAG